GCUUUCUGCUUUCUUGUAAUUGGCUUAUUUGAUUAUUCUGUGUUAAAACGUAGAUUUGAUAUUAGGCCUUAGGCCUAUGAUUGAUACCUGCAACAAUUUAUUAAACCUAUACGAGACCCGCUCUUUAUGAACAAGGUUUUAAUUUAACGUUGUCAUGAAAACCUUCGAUAAUAUUGAGUUGCCUUUUGGCCCACCUCCUGUACUUCCAGAUGUAACAAAACAACUAGAAGAUUAUUUAUUGAAUCCAGAACGUUUACCGAUCCAUGACUAUAAAGAAUCACAGGUGUUCUGGCCAAGGAAGCCCAAUCCAUCAGCAUUAUACUUCGCUGAACUAUGCCCACCGGCAACAACACUCAAAGUUAUACGAGACCCAAACAGUGGUGAAAUUCUGGAUAUUUGUGAAGUGGAGAAUUUAGAUUCAAAGCAAAAAAAAAUCUCUCGAGAGGACAUUGAUGAUGAUUCUGAACUAGAUGAAUUGUUGAAAGUUCCCACGCUUACAGAUUUUGAUUUUGAAAGCAAUUUUCUUACAAUUCCACCUGGAUUCACACAAGGAUUGGAAUUUGCCGAGGAUGGCUGUACCCCGAUUAGCAGAACUUCUCAUGUCAAUGAUGAAACUCUUCCUGUGGUUGACCUGGUUCAAGAGAAAAGUGUCGUAGAAGAGAAGAACGUAGUUAAUUUAAUAAAUUUAUUGAAUCAAGAGCAGGACAUUCUUGGCCUGUGGAAAGAGCCAGCCAAGGAGCCAGAGCACAUCAACAAUAAAGCUCCCACUAUUGAGCUGAGGAUAUCACAGAAUGAUGAAGAGGAGGAAGGUGUGAUUCCAAAGGAAGCCAAUAUGGGUCCUGUUCUUAACAUCUCGAAGGCAGUGGCAACCAAAGCUGUUGAUAAAACUAAGUGGGCAGAGGAGAUUGACAUCAGCACUCCAGUAACUGACUUCAAGCAGAAAGUGCCUAACCCAGCUUUUACUUGGCCUUUUGAACUUGAUACUUUCCAGAAGCAGGCUAUAUUAAAACUUGAAGAAGGAGAAAACGUGUUUGUGGCUGCUCACACAUCAGCUGGUAAAACAGUAGUGGCAGAGUAUGCCAUUGCCACAUCGUUGCGAUCAAUGCAAAGGGCCAUCUAUACCUCGCCCAUCAAAGCUCUGUCGAACCAAAAGUUCCGAGACUUCAAGAAAGUGUUUGAGGAGGAGCACAAGCUAGGAGAGGUUGGUCUGAUUACAGGAGACUCACAACUCAACCCCAAGGCUGGAUGUCUGAUUAUGACCACAGAGAUCCUCCGCUCUAUGUUGUACAAACGCAACGAGGUCAUCAAUGACUUGUCAUAUGUCAUCUUUGAUGAGGUCCACUAUAUAAAUGAUAAAGAGCGUGGCCAUGUGUGGGAGGAGGUUGUGAUCUUGCUUCCUGCGACAGUCAGCAUUGUGAUGCUUAGUGCCACGGUACCCAACACCAUGGAGUUUGCCAACUGGGUGGGCUGCACCACCAAGCGCAAGGUGUUUGUUAUCAGUACACUCAAGCGACCAGUCCCUCUGCAGCAUCACUUGUACACUGGUACUGGUCGUGCCACACGUAACAACUGCUUUCUAAUUCGAGACGGUGAUGGACCACUUAUUUUAGAAGGGUUGAAGAAAGCAAUCGCCUCUCGGGAAAAGAAGGAGAAAGAGCCAGGACAGGAGGGUGGCCGUGGUGGAGGUAGAGGUGGAAGAGGAGGAGGUGGGUGGCGAGGAGGAGGAGGUGGAGGUGGCAGAGGGGGCAGGGGAGGUGGAAACUCUGGCUACAAGUUCAUGGGACCCAAACAGGAAAAACAACUGUGGGAGGGACUAAUCGAGUUCCUGUCAGAGAGAGACCACACAGGAAAAGACAAACUACCUGUGGUAGCUUUCACAUUGUCUCGCAACAGGUGUGACACCAAUGCGGACCUCUUGUCAAAUGUGGACUUGACUUCAAAAGAAGAGAAACAUUACAUUUAUAAAUUUUUCAAACAAAGUAUAUCAAGAUUAAAAGAAGAGGACCAGAAACUACCGCAAAUCCUCAAACUACAAAAGAUUCUUGAGAAGGGAAUUGGUGUACACCACAGUGGUAUCCUUCCAAUUCUCAAGGAAAUAGUUGAGCUACUCUUUCAAGAAGGAAAAGUUAAGUUGCUAUUUGCAACAGAGACCUUUGCUAUGGGAGUAAACAUGCCAACACGCUCAGUCGUGUUUGACAGUGUGAAAAAGUUUGACGGAACAGGAACACGAGCGCUGCUGCCUGCAGAGUACAUCCAGAUGGCAGGACGAGCAGGUCGCAGAGGCAAAGAUCCUACAGGCACUGUCAUCAUUUUGUGUAAACAAGAUAUACCAGAUGAGCAUGUUCUUAAGUCAAUGAUGUUUGACAAGCCGAUGAAGCUGGAGUCACAGUUCAGGAUGACUUAUGCUAUGAUCCUCAAGAACCUUCAACACAACAUGGAGGCUGACGUCACUGUAGAGAACAUGAUCACCCGCAGCUUCAAGGAGUUCCCUGAAGUUGCCAAGCACUCAACUUACCGGCAGGAACUUGCAGCUUUGAAAAAACUUCAAGAACAAGAAGAAUUUAAAAGAGGUGGUGUGAAAAGACCAGGAGAAGAAAAGCUAGAGCAGUUUUUUGAUGUAGCUUUUGAUUACAUCAGGGAAAACAAUAAAUAUCAAGCGUUGGCGAUGAUCCAAGCCAAGGCAGUGAAGGAGUUGGUGAUUGGUCGCAUGGUGUUGAUAUCUUAUCAGGACCAUGUCUGCAAGUAUGGCAUCGUGGUGGGCAAGACUAGUCCAGACACACCGAAGGCUGUUUACAGAGUCCUAGUCCUGCAAAAUCAGGAUCACCCGGAAAAUCCUGAGCACAGUGAACUGUACUACCAGAUGGUGGCUGUGAUGAAGCCCAAGCAGAGGUUCAUGUGGGACGGUAAGGGAGGCCACACCAUCAUCAAACUACAACCUGUCAACAUCCUCAAACUGACACCAGAGAUCAUCAAGAUUGAUGCGGAAGGAAUCAUCAGAGACUGGGAAAAAAGACAACUUCCAAGGUUUAGAAAUGAUCCUGUUGGACCUUCCUGCAAGUCGGCCAUUCAAGAGUUGGCGUUGUACGGUGAGACUCGCAUCUACGGUAAGUGGCAUGACAUCAAGGAGGACAAGAACCUGGACCUGGCUGAGAUGAGACACGGUCUCUACUGUCUGGAGCAGAUGUUGGAGAACCUGAAACCUACAGAAGUACUCAACCAUCAGCAGUUGUUCUUGGAUGUAUUCUAUCGCAAGGAUCUAGAGAGACAAAUUAGGCAAAUAAAGCACAAAUUGUCCGCCCAGAGUUCAUCUCUAUUCCCAGACUUCCAAAACAAACUCAUGUUCUUACAGGAGUUAAAGUACAUAAAUGCUGAUAAUGUUGUGCAAAUGAAAGGGAAAGUUGCUACAAGCAUGGGUACCAAUGAGCUGAUGAUUACGGAGCUAGUGUUCCGCAAUGUGCUCACCGACAUGCAGCCGACAGAGAUAGCUGCUUUGUUAUCGGGCCUUGUCUUUCAGGCCAAGACAAAAGAAGAACUCAGACCAGACUUUCUGGAAAAGGGAAGAAAAGAAAUUGAAAAGGUGAAUCAAGAAUUGAUCCAGAUGGAGAGAGAGUGUCAUAUAGGCACAUUCGACGAUUCCAGUGAAUUUGAUAAACUUAAUUUUGGGUUACUAGAAGUUGUUUAUGAAUGGGCCUCCAACAAGCCUUUUGCAGAGAUAAUGAAGUUGACAGAUGUGCAGGAAGGAAUCAUAGUCCGAUGUAUACAACAAUUGAGUGAAACUCUGAACUAUGUCAAGGGUGCCGCGGCUCAGGUGGGAGAUCGCAUGCUCGAGAAUAAAAUGGAAGAAGUCAAGGAUCUCAUCAAGAGAGACAUUGUGUUUGCUGCUAGUUUAUAUACUCAGUAACCUAGUUUACCCAAACUGUUCUUAACUUUGUUUGUUCUUAACUUGUUUGUUUGUUACUUUCAAAACUUGUGAUACUGAACUGUACUUAUAUUAUUUAUGGAUAAAGACAAUUCUGAACUAAAUGUUGAACCUUUAAGUAAUUUGUUACAUUCUAUAUUAUUAUGCUUAGGUCGCUUACUAUACGUGAGUGUUCUACAUUUUUACAGUAUUUGCUAAAUAACAAAAGAAUGGUAAAAGUCUUAGUCAGAGGGCAAUAAGUUUUAUACUAAUAUCUUGUGUAAAUAAUGUAAUAUAUUCUUAUUUUACUACUGUUAUCGGUACACAGUUAAAUAAAUUAACUUUGAUUAGAUGUAUAAUUUCUUUAAACCUGUCCAAAGUGCAAGUUCAAAUUAAAACUGAAAGAAAAACAUAUUAAUACUUAACACGUUUGCGGGCCACUCACCGGCGAGUGCUCUAGUUCCUUUCUGCCACGCUGAACGCUCACUGGUGAGUGAUUGCAUCGCCUACAUUCCAUUCAAUAUCUAGGCUGCAGUACACCGGGAAGAACGGGUAUUUUUAUGUCUGUGUUUAGCUAGGAAUAAGAGCUUUAUUGUGGUAUAGGUUGGUAGUAAAUUUCUCCGCAAAAUCCCCUUCUGGCAAGCUUCGAUAUCAACUUGUU
Macrosteles quadrilineatus (aster leafhopper) is the source of this 4559-nucleotide messenger RNA. RefSeq names its product SKI2 subunit of superkiller complex protein (gene tst). Gene Ontology annotation, molecular function: RNA binding; RNA helicase activity; ATP binding. Gene Ontology annotation, cellular component: Ski complex. The coding region runs from base 155 to 3901 and encodes 1248 amino acids. The transcript is spliced from 21 exons. Gene Ontology annotation, biological process: nuclear-transcribed mRNA catabolic process, 3'-5' exonucleolytic nonsense-mediated decay. Lineage: Eukaryota; Metazoa; Arthropoda; Insecta; Hemiptera; Cicadellidae. The record is from RefSeq and is a predicted model, not a curated record.